Oryzias latipes (Japanese medaka) is the source of this 2714-nucleotide messenger RNA. NCBI's taxonomy places the organism in Eukaryota, Metazoa, Chordata, Actinopteri, Beloniformes, Adrianichthyidae. The record is from RefSeq and is a predicted model, not a curated record.
UUUUCUUUUUUUGGUCACAGCAAGUAAUGACAGCAGUCAAAAAAAAAAACAAGACGACAAAACUAACAGACGGAAAAUACAUGGGGUCAAAUUUGAGCCUGUGGGGUCUCCAGGUUGAGGGUUAAAAUAUAAUGGUAAUAUGCUGAGAUGAAACGGCAAACAAUUUAGCUCUGGUUAAAAUUGCAUUGCAUUAAAAAGCAUGUAGAAAAGAGAAACAGCAGCUUGAAGUUCUUGUCAUCACCACUCAUCCAAGAGGCUUUAUCUGUCUGAGUGGUGCUGGGUUCAAGUCACAUGUGUAGAUGGGUCCACCACAUUUGUGCUUUUGGAUGGUUCAUUAAGAGGAACAAAGAGGGAAAGAAGAGUGUGGUAAAUUCUCUCUUUCCACAACAGCAUUUUCCAACUCUGAGGACUAAAUAUCUGGUCUGAAUUUGAUACCGGACAAGACUUAUGAUGGUGAAACUAAAACAUAACUUAAAAAUGUAUCUGUGCCAAAAUAAUAAACACGUCUGAGGCUCUCGAACAUUUAGUCUGAACUUUAAAACUUCUGUGUAUAACUUUUGACCCAAACCUUUACACUGCUAUUUUUGAAUUCAAACAUGCUUAGAAACCACAGAAAAAAAAAGUUCCACUCAACAGACCAAUCAAAAGCUGCGUCCCCUUCAGUGGAAAAUCUGCGUAUCUCACAACAUCUUCAGUUAAAACUGUGAGCGUAUCUGUAAUGAGAAACAUUUGUACUUUUUAACGUUCAUGACCACAUCACUCAUGGAUCCUCUGCUCAUCAUGCCUUUUCUCUGGGGUAACUUGUUCUUUUACUAUCAGUCAAAGUUGAUUUGGAUUGCUUCAAAUGACUUUACUGAAUCUCAAUUUAAAGUUGUUAAAAAAAAUGAUUCCUCAAAUGACAUUUGUCUUUCAGGAGCAGUUUCCUGCAGUUUUAACUGGACUUCUGCAUCAGUGUCUGAGGUGACAGUCAGACAUGGAGACAACAUCACUCUCUAUUGUGACUGUAAAAUGGGAGAUGGAGGAAUGACUGUGUGGUUCAGAAACUGUUUCAAUGAGAGCCAUCCUGUUCUUGUUUUAGAUAGAGAGUACUUCUUUCAUCAUUUGGACAAAACUCAGUUUAUUUGGACAAAGAACGUUUCCUCUGAUUCCUACGAUCUGACGAUCAUCAAUGUCACCUUUUCUGAUGAAGGUUUCUACUACUGUGGAACUGAAAGAAAGAAGGUGGAAGACAAGGAAAAAAUUGAUCAAAAGACGUGGUUUAAUUACAGCAACAUCAUCAGAAAAAUCUCCAUCAGAGCAGUUUCCUGCAGUUUUGACUGGACUUCUGCGUCAGUGUCUGAGGUGACAGUCAGACAUGGAGACAACAUCACUCUCUAUUGUGACUGUAAAAUGGAAGAUGCAGGACCGCCUGUGUGGUUCAGAAACUGUUCCCACGAGAACCAACCUGUAUUUGUUCUAGAUGGAGCAUACUUUCAUAACUUAGGGAAAACUCGGUUUAUAUGGACAAAGAACGUUUCCUCUGAUUCUUAUGACCUGACGAUCAUCAAUGUCACCUAUUCUGAUGAAGGUUUCUACUACUGUGGAACUGAAGGAAAGAAGGUGGUAGAAACUCAUGAAGAGAUCUGGUAUUACAGCAACAUCAUCAGAAAAAUCUCCGUCAGUAAGUAUUUUACCUAAAUAUUUUUUUGUUUUUUUUGUUCCAUUAUUGGGACUGUUUUAUCUGCAAAUCUAAUCGUAAGGCAAAAAUAACAGUUUGGUAAAUUUACAUAAAUAUUCAUAUUAUUUUGCUGUAAUCAUACAAUUAUAUUCUGCUAUAUUCUGAAUCUUGAAUAUCUUUUUUAAUAAUCAUUUAUAACCAUGUAUUUAAAUGUCUUAUUUUAUGUUUGGAUGCAAAACUAUGAACCCAGUGGGUUAGGGUUAGGUGUUUGGUGGAAAAACUGGACUUUUGUAUGAUAUUUGUACUUUUAGUGUAGUUCAGCUUUUAAUUAUAAUGUUUAUAGCUGAAAUCAGUCCAAUAAAUGCUAAUUGAACUUUUUUUACUAUAAACUUUCAGUUUCCAUAAACUCAGAUGAAAAUAUAACUUAAUCUAACUCGCAGUAUGCACAGACUCAUUCACAUGCACAACCAUAAACACACCAGCUCUCCCUUAAAUGAUAUCUCACAAAAUAAAUGUCAGGGUUGAGACGGGACACAAAUGCAGGACAGCGAAAAGAGCUUCAAAAGCAAACAAGGUUUAAUCACAAUUGUACUUGAAAUGACUGAAGCGAACUUACAAAACGACCCAGUGACAAGAAACAAACAGACCAGGGUUUAAAUACACAAAUGGGAAUGACAAACAGGUGAGCAGACAGGUGCCGGUGAUGACUGGUGAAGUUACCUAGUGAAACAAUGAGCCCUGAAAGGAAGUAACAAAAUAAAAGCCCAAAACCGGAAGUGAGAAAACACCCACCAAACCCGCCCUGGCUCCGGUUCCUGACAAUACCCUUCCCUCAAGGGGCGCCUCUGGGCGCACCACCAGGCUUGUCAGGGUGCCGCUUGUGGAAGUCCUUAAGCAUGCCCUUAUCCAAGAUCCUUGACGUAGGCUCCCAGGACCUCUCCUCAGGUCCGUAACCCUUCCAAUCCACCAGGUAUUGAAGGCCCCGACCUCGACGUCUGACGUCCAUAAUGCGCUUGAUCGUCCAAGCGGGCAAACCGUCGAUGAUGCGGGGUGGUGG